Messenger RNA from Monodelphis domestica (gray short-tailed opossum), 3303 nucleotides. It is a transcript of the gene SLC45A1, whose product is annotated as solute carrier family 45 member 1. Gene Ontology annotation, cellular component: membrane. NCBI's taxonomy places the organism in Eukaryota, Metazoa, Chordata, Mammalia, Didelphimorphia, Didelphidae. Gene Ontology annotation, molecular function: sucrose:proton symporter activity. Gene Ontology annotation, biological process: transmembrane transport. The record is from RefSeq and is a predicted model, not a curated record.
ACAUGAAUCCCCCAUAGGGACCUUAAGAGGAUGAACCCUGUUUUUCAUUGGUAUUGGAUGGGUUUUUAUUGGGAUCCAGUUCGCGGUCUGUCAUGGUGACUCUUCUGCUCUCCAAACUCUGCCAAGGCUGGUGUUGCUGGGGCGUUAACUGCCUUAACUGCCUUUCUUCCCCGCAGUGAGCUUUGAUUUCUGGCCGCCAGUCUCUCAUCAAACACCCAGCCCCAGCUCUCCCCUCCCUUGCUGGCAUCAGUAUUGCCGAGGCUGUUGCCGCUGUGGCUGCCCCCAGCAUAGCCAGGUUCCGUAGCUCCCUUGCCUUGCAGUUGCCCCUUUAAGGAACCAGGCCCAGACCUGCUGAUGCUUCUGCAGAAGCUCCCCUGGGCCGAUAAGCAGGAGGACCGGAGCAGUGAUGUCAUCGGCAGCCUCCCCAGCCACAACGCAGGCUCCUUGAGCCGGAGAGAUGCUGCUGCUGCUGCUGCUGCUGCAGGAGAGACAGCAGCCAGAGCCUGGGCCUAGGAAGCACAGCUUGUUCUCAAGCAGUUCUUGAGAAGGGAUGCUGCCCCCUGCUUCAUCACAGGGAAGUCAAGACUUCUAGAAUCAUAGAUUUAAGCGUUUAUCAUGGCUCUGGGAAGACGUGCCUUCCAAUGUGGGACAUUCAGCUUCCAACAAGCUCUCAUUGCUCUUCUUGGCUGAUGAAUGGAGAGCUGGGAUGCUCCGAUCCUCCUUUACGGCCACACCUGAGCAGUUCUUCAGACUCAGGGCAUGAGACUUUAAGACUUGGGUUUAAGAGGAAGGAAAGAGUUCUCAUACAGGAACGUCCACUGACCUUCCUUUCCUAGGAUGAUCCCUCCUACGACUGGGACCCCUCCUCCAAGUGAGGUUCUCUUCCCUCCGUUGGCUUCUCAGGAAUUCUGGAGGUCACAGGUCUCCGGGUACUCGGGAACUGUGACUCGGCACAUCAGCCAUCGAGCCAACAACUUUAAGAGACACCCUAAGAGGAGGAAACACAUCCGCCCCUCUCCACCUCCACCUCCAAAUACACCCUGUCCUAUAGACCUGAUUGACUUUGGGGACUUGCACCCUCAGAGGUCCUUCCGGGAGCUGCUGUUUAACGGCUGCAUCCUCUUUGGAAUUGAGUUCAGCUACGCCAUGGAGACAGCAUAUGUGACCCCUGUACUGCUCCAGAUGGGAUUACCUGAUGAGCUCUACAGCAUGGUCUGGUUCAUCAGUCCAAUUCUAGGAUUCCUACUGCAGCCUUUGCUGGGUGCUUGGAGCGACCGGUGCACUUCAAGGUUUGGAAGGAGACGGCCUUUCAUUCUGGUGCUGGCUAUAGGUGCACUCCUGGGCCUUUCACUUUUACUGAAUGGGAGAGACAUUGGCCUAGCUCUGGCAGACACUGUCAGUAAUCACAAAUGGGGCAUCAUUCUCACUGUGUGUGGGGUGGUCCUCAUGGAUUUCAGUGCUGACUCAGCAGACAACCCGAGCCAUGCCUACAUGAUGGAUGUCUGCAGUCCUGUGGAUCAGGACAGAGGACUCAACAUCCAUGCCCUCUUAGCAGGCCUCGGAGGCGGCUUCGGCUACGUUGUUGGAGGAAUAAAUUGGGACGAGACCAGUUUCGGCCGAGCAGUGGGUGGGCAGCUGCGAGUCAUUUAUGUCUUUACUUCUGUCACCUUGAGUAUCACCACCGUGCUGACGCUCAUCAGCAUUCCCGAGAGGCCCCUACAGCCCUUUAGCAAGAAGAAAACUGUGAUGAAGAGCCCGAGCCUCCCUCUCCCUCCCUCUCCCCCUGUCUUAUUUGAGGAAGGCACCACAGACAACCUGGGCUCUCAGAACGCAACUCACUUCUAUGCAAGCUUGACCAGCCCCAUUUCUCCUCUGAGCCCUCUCACCCCCAAAUAUGGCAGCUUCAUCAGCCGGGACAACUCGUUGACUGGGAUUAAUGAGUUUGCGUCCUCCUUUGGGACUUCCAAUAUCGACAGUGUCCUCAUCGACUGCUUUACGGCAGGGCACGACAACUACCUGGCCCUCCCUGCUAGCUUACCCAGGCAGACCAUCAGCGUCAGUUUCCCAAGGGCACCUGAUGGCUUCUACUGUCAAGAAAAUGGGAUUCUGGAGAGAGGGGCGGUCUCAAUGACUCACGGGCCGGAAGGAGAUGCCUUAAGGGUGGGCUCUUUGGAUGCACCAAAGCCUCGGUCAUCUGGGAUUCUGAAAAGGCCUCAGACAUUGGCCAUCCCAGACUCCGUGUUAGGAAGUUGUCCAGAAAGUAGCAGGAGAAGGAAUGUGACCUUCAGUCAACAGGUCGCUAAUAUUUUACUCAACGGUGUAAAAUAUGAGAGUGAACUGAAUGGCUCUGGAGAGGUCUCCGAGCAGUCACUUUCCAUCCGGCGCCUUUGUUCUACCAUCUGCCAUAUGCCCAAAGCUCUUAGAAAUCUCUGCAUCAACCACUUCCUGGGGUGGCUCUCAUUUGAAGGCAUGCUGCUUUUCUACACUGACUUUAUGGGAGAGGUGGUCUUCCAAGGGAACCCCAAAGCCCCUCACACUUCAGAAGACUAUCAGAAAUACAAUGCCGGAGUCACCAUGGGGUGCUGGGGGAUGUGCAUCUAUGCAUUCAGCGCAGCAUUUUAUUCAGCAAUGCUAGAAAAGCUAGAAGAAUACUUCAGCAUUCGCACCCUGUAUUUCAUUGCCUAUCUUGCCUUUGGAUUGGGGACAGGUCUUGCCACACUCUCCAGGAAUAUCUAUGUGGUUUUAUCACUAUGCAUAACAUAUGGGAUAUUAUUUUCUACCCUCUGCACCCUCCCCUAUUCUCUGUUGUGUGAUUACUACCAGAGUAAAAAGUUUUCAGGGUCAACCGUGGAUGGCACCAAGCGCGGAAUGGGGGUGGACAUCUCCCUCCUGAGCUGUCAGUACUUUCUGGCUCAGAUUCUUGUGUCCAUCAUCAUGGGACCAUUGACCUCAGUGGUUGGCAGUGCCAAUGGGGUAAUGUACUUCUCCAGCCUUGUGUCUUUCAUCGGCUGCUUGUACUCCUCCCUUUUUGUCAUUUAUGAAAUUCCUCCGAGUGAGGAGUUAGAAGAGGAGCACCAGCCGCUUCUGCUGAACAUCUAACGCCCGGAGAACCUCUGUUUUGGGACUCACACUUGUAACGCGGGCAUUUGGAAAAAGGGCUAGUUAAGAGUUGACCAACAGAAUGACCGGAUUGCCUUGGCCAGCCUCCUCAACCGUUGUACAAGUGGAAAGAUUUCCUAUUGGAAUGUAAAUAUGUGAGAAGACAAUAAAUGAUAGCAAAAAAAAAAGCAGACAAAAAUAAAA